AAAAUUAUAUACACUGUUUAAAUAAUUAGUAUUGAUAUUAUUAAAAAAUGAGUGGAAUUUUACGAAAUACAUUGCGUCUUGUUGGCACAGCAAAAUAUGCUCCAAAUAAUUCAACAAAAUAUCUACGAUCCAUGACAUUCACAACUAAUCAUUUAAAUAAUUCAUUGUCAUUACUUCAACCAAAUUAUCUUAACCAUAAUAGAUUCGGAACUCAAGCUAAAAAAAUAUCAACUGAUAAUGGGACAACCAUAUGGGCCACUGGAAAGAAAAUAUUAUCAUUAUUUGAUGCUAAUGAAGAAAUAAAAAAAAAUGCAAAUAUUGUUCAUCUUAAGGUAUCACUUAGUAGUGGUAAAGUAAGAUUAUUAACACCAGAAGAAGAAAAAUACUUAAUUUUUCCUCCCAAAUUCAGUAUUAAAGUUAACGAAGAAUCAAUUGACCCUUCAAACAAUAACAUUGAUGCUAAACCAGUGACAUUAUCAUUUUACUUGGGUAAAUGGCAUGUAACACUUGAUGAUGAUGAAUUAACAUUAAAAAUAAGAGAUACUGGCGAAAUUUUUAUUUUGAGACACGAAGUUUACGUUAAAGCUCUCAUAAAACCACCUAAACAGUUAGAGGAUGGUACUUAUCAGAUGGUUCCAGAUCCACCUAUUUCUGAUUAUGGAGUAUGUGGUGCUAAAAUAAUAUCAAAACAAGCUGGGUUGGAACCUUUUGAACGGUCUUUCGCACCUAGGCAAACCAAGGCCACUGCCGAAAUACUUAAAAGUUACGGAAAUCCAAUAUCCGAGGCACUAAUAGACACUAAAAGUGCCAGAAUAAUUGAUGAUACACCAAAUAGUUUUGGAAGAAUGAAACUGAAAUUUCCAAUGACUGUGUCACUUGAAGGAGCUCCACUACAAAUAAAAAUAAAAAAUUCUGAUGAUAUUUACACUGCCUAUCACACAGUUGACAUUCGAGCUAGCAAAACAUUGGCUGAAAAUUUAAAAAAUGGAAGUACAGAUGAAAAAACAGAAAGACGAUCAAAAAUUGAUAAACUUCGAAUGCAACUUGUGAGCGGUGAUCUAAUCUUUGAACCAAGAGUUUCCAGUGAUCAAAGUGUAUUCCUCAGACAAGAAGUCGACAUUGAAAUUGACUUGGAUAGUGAAGUACCAAGUAUUCUUGUUAGCCCUCAUUUAAAAACAUAUAAUGAACUUUAAAUAAAAAUAAACAGUC
This is a messenger RNA of Aphidius gifuensis, 1209 nucleotides long. RefSeq lists its product as uncharacterized. The transcript has 8 exons. NCBI's taxonomy places the organism in Eukaryota, Metazoa, Arthropoda, Insecta, Hymenoptera, Braconidae. The record is from RefSeq and is a predicted model, not a curated record. Bases 48 to 1193 code for a protein of 381 amino acids.